Molecule: messenger RNA, 517 nt
Organism: Gavialis gangeticus (Gharial)
Lineage: Eukaryota; Metazoa; Chordata; Crocodylia; Gavialidae
Gene: CFAP144
Product: family with sequence similarity 183 member A
Exons: 1
Coding region: 1-426 (141 amino acids)
Cellular component (GO): ciliary base
Source: RefSeq, a predicted model, not a curated record
AUGGCGCUGCGUGGUGCGGACAAAGAGGCAGUAGAUGCAGUGCACCGGGACCAGAUAUUCCGUGAGACAGUGCAGAAGGAGCUGCGCUGCCAGCACCUGCACACGCACUUCAGCUUGAACCCGCAGCGCCGUAUCCACACAUUCACUAGGAAACCAAUGUCUUGGCACGACAAUGUGGAGGAGCCUGUGGACACUGAAUUUCUGAAUCUCAUUCACCACGCAACAUUGGAGCCAAGCAAGAAAUAUUCGGAGCCACAAACAGAGAGCCAGGAAAUUGGUUGGAACAGCACACCUUUGAUCAGCAUGGACCACACUGACCGCAGGCUCAAUUUUCCACGCCGGAAGACCGAGAUCACCAAGCACAUGGAAGCUAUGUGGAGCCUAAAGGAACAGAGUGGGAACAUGAAGGGUGGCUCUGCUACAUAGGUGGGUGGGUGAUGACAGUUUUCCACACAAUUUCUGCCUCCUUGUGCCAUUUGUACAUAUGUACAUUACAUGGCUAUUGAUUUCUGGAAGG